AUGAUAACACGUUAUGUCAUUGGAAAGGUGAAGGAAAGAAUCAGUGAGAAUAACAAGAAGAAUCUAGAGGAUACCUUUGCACGUUCCCGAAAGCAAUUUCUUGAAGAAAAGGAACAAGCCAAGUCAAAAAGCAAAAAGAAUGACAAGUCAAUUGUCAAGAAGAAGGAACAGGCUGAUGUUUCAAUUAUCGGAUCAAUUGAUUCUGCAUUGAAAGGAGCAUGUUUUCCUGAUCCUGAUCCAAAGUUGAAUGCUAAUGUUUAUGUUGAUGAUGUUGCACGUUUAAAUAUGACAAAUGUCAAACGUGUUUUUCAUGUCAGAAAUGAGCAAGAUAUUCAAAGAGUUUUUGAGUAUGCAAGAAGAAUGAACUUUAAAGUAUCAAUGAGAGGUACCCAACACUGCAUGGGUGGUCAUACCAUUGCCAAAGAUGGUUUAGUUAUAGACACACGUAAAUUACUAAAAAUGGAAUUUGAUUCUCAAAGUGAAACUGUUAGAGUUGGAGCUGGUGUAAGAUGGAGUGAUUUGAUUUUCUAUUUGAAUCAGUUUGGUAUGUCUCCUCACACAAUGCAGAGUUAUUCAACUUUUAGUGUGAGUGGAACUGUCAGUUGUAAUGCUCAUGGAAUUACAACUGAUUUAUGUUCACAUGAAAGUGUAUUAGAAAUGAGAGUGGUGAUGUGGGAUGGAAGAAUUGAGACGUGCACUCCAGAUUCUGAAUUAUUCAAGUGUUGCAUUGGUGGUUUUGGAAUGUUUGGUUUCAUUAGUGAACUCGUGUUAAAAUGUGUUCCAAAUCAUCAAAUAUUUAUGGAAAUGAUUCAAUGCAAGGCAAAUGAUUUCUUGGAUUUUUAUGAGAGAAUUCUGCAGGAUCCACAAAAUGAUAUUAAUAUCAAAUUGGCUCGUUUGGAUAUUUCCAAUUUUAAUGAUAUUAACAUUUUUGUGUUUAGAAAGAAUUCAGAUAGAAAAACUGUUUCAGAUUUGCCACUCCAUCCAAAGACAAUGUCCAUCCAAAGUCAAAUCAUUUACAAGUGGUUAGCUCCAAGUGCAGGUUCUAUUCGUUAUUCAGUUGAACGUUUAACAGGAAGACCAGCUGAUUGGUCUGUCGUUAAUGAUAGAAAUUUACUCAUGUACGAAACUUCGACUCCUCUGGCUAAACUUUAUUCUCCUCUAUUCGAUGUGAAUGAUACAUUCAUUUUACAGGAAUACUUUGUACCACAUUCUAAAUUCCAGGAAUGGAUCAUGAGUGCUUCAAAAAUCAUUCAAUCUCAUCCAUCUCAUCUCAAACAAUUCACACUUCUCAAUAUCACCAUUCGUUAUGUAAAGAAAGAUAAUUGUACAUUCCUUCCGUAUGGUAGACAUGAUGAGGGAUCAUUUGCAUUCGUAUUGUACUAUAGAAUGAAGUGUACUGAUGAGGCAGAUAGAGAAUUGGCAACACUUCAUAAUGAUCUAGUUGAGGCCACUUUGAAAUUGAAUGGCAUCUUUUAUUUACCUUACAGACAUCAUUACAGUGAUGAACAGUUGAAGAAAGCUUAUCCAAUGAUUGAUGAUUUCUUUAAACUCAAAGCUAAAUAUGAUCCUCGUGGAAUGUUUGAUUCAUUGUGGUUUAAUAGAUAUGGUAAACAGUAUUUUGAAAAGUAUGCGAAUGAAAAUUCUGAUCACUCCAUUGGUCAAUCAACUGCAGAUUUAGUUGGUAAUAAUAAGGAAGCAAUAACAGAGCUAAUUAAAUCAGUUGAAACCAGACGAAAUGAUUCUUACCGUAAGGUAUUCAAUAAUCCACAAUUGAGGAAGCAAUUUUAUGAGGCAUUCCUUGAACAAAUUUUCAAUGUCGAAAGCAAAGCAACCUUGGAAAAUGUAAUCUCAUCAGCCAUGUGGAAUAUCAAGUGCCAAGACGAUAGUGAUAUCUACUCUUUCAUUUUACAAAAAUUGUCAAAACAAGGAUUAGUUUCAAAUGUUUUGAAAUUAUGGAGAGGAUCCAAUCAAAACAGAAGUCAAAAGAAGGAACUAUUGAGAGAAACUUCAUCCAUUCUAUCUAAAAUUGGAAAGAUGGGAUCGAUUAGAGAUUAUGUCUCAAUUGGUGAUAGUGGUAAAAUGGUUUUGGCUUUUAAGGAAUGUCUUGGAAUUGAUGGAAAUAUCCACAUUGUCAAUGAUAAUGAACCAUCUGAUGAAAAUAUGGGUGUUUAUAUGGAGAGAGGUUCUUUGAAACCUGUUGGAAAGUUUGUGAAAUUGAACUAUUCUUGCCUUGAUUUAGAAAGUUCAUCGGCUGACAUGGUUACAAUGAAUCAAGGUCUCCAUCACAUUCCACCUCAACAUUUGCAAUCUUUCCUUAAGGAAGUUUUCAGAAUUUUGAGACCUGGAGGUAUCUUUAUUGUGAGAGAACACGAUGCCACUCCAGAGCUCAAACCACUUCUUGACAUAGCCCACAGUGUCUUUAAUGCAGUGAUGAAUGUUGACAUUCUCGAUGAGAGAAAUGAAGUCAGAGCAUUCAGAUCCAUCUUGGAAUGGCGUACAAUUGUAGAAUCUGUUGGAUUUUUAGAUACAAUGAUUUAUGAGAUGGAACACGGAGAUCCAACUCUAGAUGAGAUGAUGGCUUUUUGUAAGUGUUCUGAUCUCUCUCAAAUUUCAGAGGAAUCUACUUCAGCCAAAUCAACAAAUCAAUCUUCACUGCCACCAAAACAACUCAAGACAGCUCCUGAAGGAAGUACUUCAAUGGGAAUCGCUCUCACCAUUGAUGCACUACUUGCCAAAGUUCCAAACUUUGUGAUUGAAUUUUUCAGAAAGUUUGUCUCUUGGAUUUUAGGAUGGUUCAAAAAGAUUCCAGGAUUGAUUGAAGAUUUGAAUCUAUCCUCGAUGGUAAAACCAUUCAUUGAUCAGAUAUUGAAUGAAUAUUGUAAACCAAUUGAGGAAUUCUUGGAAAAAUUGGUUCCUCUCCUAUUGGAUGUGAAAAUUAAGGAAGAUGGUUUGGAAAUUAUUCCACCAGAAUUAUUCCUCCUCAUUGAAGGUUUGUAUAGGAAGAAGAAUAGAAGUGCUGUCGAAUCAUUAAUUGUUGUGAUUAUUGACUCAAUCACUGGAUUGGUUCAAGAAAGAAACGAAUCAUCCAACAAGAAUGAAACUAUAACAAUUCCUUCAAAGGAUGAUGUUGAUGUGAAGGAAGUUACUGAAUUAAUGAAAAAGCUAUUCGAAAGAAUGCCAGAUUUGCUGAGUGAGGAUAAAUUGAAAAGGGGUGGAUUAGGAAAUAUCACACCAUUUGUUAAGGCCAUCGCCAUGAUGACUCCAGAAGAAAUGGCUCCUAAAUUAGUUUCCUUCCUCGAUAUAAUUUCAUGGAGUUUAAUGAAAGAGCCACUCCUUGAGAUUAUUGAAAGUAAGAAGGAGAUUCCACUCUCGAUGGAUAACAUUUGCAAAGUUGGAAAUCCUUGGAACAGAUGCGCUUCUGCCUUCCUCAGUUCUCCAAAUGUAAAGUUAAACAAGUAUAGUGAAAUUGGAUGGUGGGCUCUUGGAUUAACUCCAAUUCUCAAUUUGUGGAAAGAAGCUCAACAAGAAAGAUGUAAACAAAAUGAAAAGAAUAGACCAACAAGAGGAAUAGUCGAUCAGCUGAGCACUUCUGCUGAAACUAUGCUCGAAUCAGCUGUAGGCCUCUCAUUCAUGACUGGAGAUCAAUCCCAGCUCUCUAAUUACCUUAAGGAGACAAACAUUCUUAAAGUGAGUGAAGCUAAUACCAAUGUGGAAUUUAAUUGGUACAAAUUGGUGGAAUGGUUACAAGUGGAUUAUGUUCAAACAUUUGGAAAAUUCAUGGAAAAUACACCAUGGUACAGAUUUCCAUUUAUUGAAUUCUUAAGAGUUUAUUUCCAAACUCUAUAUGAAGAAUUCAAAAUUAUCAACUCUGAAUAUGGAUUUGAUAAAUCACUCAUGAGCUCUGCAUUUUUCACUGAUUUGAUUCCAGGAGUUGCCAUGACUGUUUUGAUGGGACAAAUGCAAGCUCUUGCCAUUCCUCUCAAAAUGGGCUUGGGUGAAACAGCUUCCAAAGAGGUUGUUUCUGGACAAGUUGAAACUAUUCUAAUCACUCUCGUUGAUGAUAAUCCAAUGACAUUUGUUUCAAUUGACGACAGAAUUAUUUUUGAAACCAUUGUUCCAGGUCUAUUCCAAAUCACUGUACCAACCUACAAACCAUUCUCAGAUAUUAUCAUGAAAUUGGCAAGACAACUUCCAGAAUCCAGUAGAAUUUUGGCCAUUUCUCAUCAUGAACAGAUUCAACUUAGAGUCAAAACUCCAAGCAAAGAGGAAGUUCAUAAAAUGGCUUCCCUUGAAGGUUGCAAUGUUAAAUUCACCUUUGAAUUGCCAACGGAUGGCACUGAACAAUAUUCACCUUCAAUUUAUUCAUCUGUCGAAGUGAAAACUAUUCAUUUAUUACAAUUUAUUAGAACAUGUAAUGAGCUUUCAUUUGAAAUUAUUCAAAUUUUUGAUUUCUGUUCUGUUUAAAAUAAUGCUCUAUAUAUCAAUUGAAUCACUAAUACCCUCCGAUCUAACUAAAGAGGUUGGUUUGAAAUUACUUUUCAAAUAUGCUUGAUAUUGUUCACAGAAUUUACGAUCAUUUUCUCUAUCAAAAUCAUAAUCCAAUUCAUUUCUCAUUAAUUUCAAAAAAUCUAAAGGAAUAUAGGUAAUUUUGAAUUCUGCAAUCUUUAAGAUGGACGCGUCUGACUUCAUUGAGUAGAUGUGAAUAAAUACCUGAGUUGGAUUUG
This is a messenger RNA of Naegleria gruberi, 4724 nucleotides long. Its product is annotated as FAD linked oxidase. Gene Ontology annotation, cellular component: membrane. The record is from RefSeq and is a predicted model, not a curated record. Bases 1 to 4464 code for a protein of 1487 amino acids. Gene Ontology annotation, molecular function: FAD binding; S-adenosylmethionine-dependent methyltransferase activity; D-arabinono-1,4-lactone oxidase activity. The transcript has a single exon. Lineage: Eukaryota; Heterolobosea; Eutetramitea; Acrasida; Naegleriidae.